Messenger RNA from Python bivittatus (Burmese python), 9353 nucleotides. It is a transcript of the gene ABCA1, whose product is annotated as ATP binding cassette subfamily A member 1. Lineage: Eukaryota; Metazoa; Chordata; Lepidosauria; Squamata; Pythonidae. Gene Ontology annotation, molecular function: ABC-type transporter activity; ATP binding; lipid carrier activity. Gene Ontology annotation, cellular component: membrane; intracellular membrane-bounded organelle. The record is from RefSeq and is a predicted model, not a curated record. Gene Ontology annotation, biological process: lipid transport; transmembrane transport.
CUGCGCGGCGCCGGCGAGUUCUAUAUAAGGCGCAUCUGGUUCAAAAUCUCCUGCUUUUCUUGAGUCACGGGUAGGGGAGCGCGCAAGAGUUGAGGCGGCUGGUGCCUGCCCCCCGCUUUCCCCCGGAAGGCUGUCGGGAGUCGCCACCAGCAUCCAGCUGUGCGGGGGACCGAAAGGCAGAGCCUCGAUCAAACUGGCGAGCAGUUGAUGACCAGCCACAGGGUUUCUGCUGUGUGCUGUUGCCAUCGGUGGUGCUCCUGGAGUGUACGGAGGGAAGAUGGCAUUCUGGACACAGCUGGGUUUGCUAUUAUGGAAGAAUUUCACUUUUAGGAGAAGGCAAACGGCCCAGCUGCUGAUUGAAAUUACUUGGCCAUUGUUUAUCUUCUUUAUUCUGAUGUCUGUGCGACUGACUUAUCCACCUUAUGAACAACAUGAAUGUCAUUUUCCAAACAAGGCUAUGCCUUCAGCUGGAACAUUGCCCUGGGUCCAGGGGAUUAUCUGUAAUGCCAACAAUCCUUGCUUUCGUUUCCCGACACCUGGGGAGACACCGGGCAUUGUUGGGAAUUUUAAUAAAUCUAUUGUUUACCGGUUGUUCUCGGAUGCCAAGCGCUUGCUGUUGUAUAGCCAGAAGGACACCAGCAUCAUGGCUAUACAGCAAGUGGUGGUAAAACUACAGAAAAUUGGAAAAUCUGCCUUAGAUAUGAAAGUUCAGGAUUUUCUGGUUGACAAUGAGACGUUCUCUGACUUCCUCCACCACAAUGCUUCUCUAUCGCAGCCGGCGGUAGAUGAAAUCCUGAAUGCUAAGGUCAAUCUCCAACAGGUCCUUACAUCUGGCUACCAGAUGAGUCUGAAAGACUUGUGCAACUUCACCAAGCUGCCAGAACCGGUUGCCAUCAACAAUGCCAGUGUUGCCUUAAUGUGCUCCAUGCCGAAGGAACAACUUGCUUCUCUAGAAAGAGCGUUUCAGGAUAAUGUGGAUUUCAUAAAGCCAAUUCUAAACGGGAUCACCUCCAAUUCAACUUUCAAGGACCUUAACGGAACGUUGGAGAUGCUGAUGAAGAGCUUGGGAAAUCUUCUUAUAGAGUUAAUGAGCAUGAGAAGUUGGAGAGACAUGAGAGAAGAGGUGCUGUUCCUGACCACUAUGAAUUCCACAAGUUCUUCUCAUGAAAUUUACCAGGCAGUAUCCCGAAUUGUUUGUGGCCACCCUGAGGGAGGGGGAUUGCAGAUCAAGUCCUUCAACUGGUAUGAAGACAACAAUUACAAAGCUUUCUUUGGAAGCAACAGCACUGAGGGUGAUGCAGUGGAUUUCUAUGAUAACUCUACUACACCUUUCUGCAAUAAUUUAAUGAAGAAACUGGAAUCCAGCCCACUUUCCAGGAUUAUCUGGAGGGCCCUGAAACCUUUGCUUGUUGGAAAAGUCCUGUAUACCCCUGAUACGCCAGCCACAAGGACAGUUAUGUCGGAGGUAAACAAGACAUUCCAAGAGCUAGGUGUUUUCCAUGAACUUGGAGGGAUGUGGGAAGAGAUUAAACCAAAAAUAAGAACUUUCAUGGAAGAAAGCCCAGAGGUGGAUCUGGUCCGGACUUUGCUGAAGAGUAAGCUCCUUUGGGACCACCAGUUGAUGGGUUUAAGCUGGACCAUGGAGGAGAUUGCCCUGUUCCUAGCAAAAUACCCCGAGGAUGUUCGCCCAGUGAAUGGCUCAACUUACACCUGGAGGGAUGCUUUCAAUGAGACUGAUGAAGCCAUUAUGACUAUUUCCCGUUUUAUGGAAUGUGUCAAUUUGGACAAGCUGGAAGCAGUGCCUAAUGAAGGGUGGCUGGUCAGCAAAUCCAUGGAAUUGCUGGAUCAGAGACGAUUCUGGGCCGCCAUCAUUUUCCCUGAAAUUGCUCCCAAGAGUGUGAAUUUGCCCCGUCAUGUCAAAUACAAGAUACGGAUGGAUAUCGACAGCGUGGAAAGGACCAACAAAAUUAAGGACAAAUUCUGGGAUCCAGGCCCUCGAGCUGAUCCUUUUGAUGACAUGCGCUACAUCUGGGGAGGCUUCACUUACUUGCAGGAUGUAAUAGAGCAAGCAAUCAUCCGGGCUUUGACAGGCUCUGAGAAGAAAACUGGCGUCUAUGUUCAGCAGAUGCCCUACCCGUGUUAUGUGGAUGACAUAUUCUUGCGUAUCACGAGCCAGUCGAUGCCCCUUUUUAUGAUUCUGGCGUGGAUCUACUCAGUAGCGGUGAUCAUCAAGGGGAUUGUGUAUGAGAAGGAAACCCGGCUGAAAGAGACAAUGAGGAUCAUGGGCCUCAACAAUGGCAUCCUCUGGCUUAGCUGGUUCAUUAGUAGCUUCAUCCCCAUUCUCAUAAGCGCAGGGCUUCUGACGUUCAUCCUUAAGAAAGGCAACCUGCUGCCCUACAGUGACCCCACAGUGAUUUUCAUCUUCCUGUCUCUCUUUGGUGUAGUGACCAUUUCACAAUGCUUCCUCAUCAGCACCUUCUUCUCCAGGGCCAACAUAGCAACUGCUUGUGGAGGGAUUAUCUAUUUUACUCUUUACUUGCCUUACGUCGUAUGUGUCGCCUGGCAGACGCACAUCAGCUUCUCUGUCAGAGUAUUUGCAAGCCUACUUUCUCCUGUUGCCUUUGGGUUUGGCUGCGAGUACAUUUCUUUGUUUGAAGAACAGGGCAUUGGAUUGCAGUGGGACAAUUUAUUUGAAAGCCCUGUGGAAGAAGACAGCUUCAACUUGACAACAUCUGUGUGCAUGAUGUUGCUGGAUAGCUUGUUGUAUGGCACUAUGACUUGGUACAUUGAGUCUGUUUUCCCAGGUCAGUAUGGCAUUCCCAGACCUUGGUACUUCCCUUUUAUGAAAUCCUAUUGGUUUGGUGAGGAAUCUGGAGGACAGUGGCUCCCGUCUCAUGCUGCAGAGUCAUGUGAAAUUUGUAUGGAAGAAGAGCCAAGCCAUCUUCCCCUUGGUGUCUCCAUUGAGAACCUGGUGAAGGUUUACUGUGAGGGCAAGAAGCCGGCUAUAGAUGGUCUUACGCUGAAUUUCUAUGAAGGGCAAAUUACCUCCUUCUUAGGGCACAACGGAGCAGGAAAAACUACCACAAUGUCCAUUUUGACUGGUUUAUUCCCCCCAACGUCAGGCACAGCCUUCAUCCUGGGUAAAGAUAUCCGUUCUGAACUCAGCACUAUCCGGAAGAAUCUAGGUGUUUGUCCCCAACACAACGUCCUGUUUGACGAGCUGACAGUGGAAGAACACAUUUGGUUUUAUGCACGCCUGAAGGGGCUGUCGGAAAAGUUGGUGAAAAAGGAAAUGGAACAAAUGGCUAUAGAUGUUGGUUUGCCUCACAAACUCAGAUCUAAGACAAGUAAACUCUCUGGUGGUAUGCAGAGAAAACUUUCAGUAGCUCUGGCCUUUGUAGGUGGUUCUAAAGUUGUCAUUCUUGAUGAGCCAACAGCUGGAGUUGAUCCAUAUUCCCGAAGAGGGAUCUGGGAGUUGCUCUUGAAAUAUCGACAAGGUCGCACAAUCAUUCUCUCCACACACCACAUGGAUGAGGCAGACAUCCUUGGAGACCGAAUUGCCAUCAUAUCUCAUGGCAAACUUUGUUGUGUUGGCUCUUCAUUAUUCCUGAAGAACCAGCUGGGCACAGGAUACUACCUGACGUUAGUCAAGAAGGAUGUGGAUUCCUCCCUCAGCUCCUGUAGAAACAGCAGCAGUACAAUAUCUUACCUGAAAAAGGAUGACAGUGUUUCUCAGAGUAGUUCUGAUGCAGGCCUUGGUAGUGACCACGAAAGUGACACCCCAACAAUAGAUGUAUCUGCAAUUUCUAAUCUGAUUAUGAAGCAUGUCCCUGAAGCAAGACUGGUGGAGGACAUUGGCCAUGAGUUAACUUACGUUUUGCCAUACGAAGCUGCCCGAGAGGGAGCUUUUGUGGAGCUGUUUCAUGAGAUUGAUGACCGCCUCUCUGACCUGGGCAUUUCCAGCUAUGGCAUUUCUGAGACCACCUUGGAAGAGAUUUUUCUCAAAGUGGCAGAUGAAAACGGUGUAGACGCAGAGACUUCAGAUGGCACAUUACCUGCUAGAAGAAACCGAGUCUUUGGAGACCGGCAAAGCUGCCUUCGCCCAUUCACAGAAGAUGCUUUUGAUCCCAAUGAUUCUGACAUAGAUCCAGAAUCUCGGGAAACUGACCUUCUGAGUGGGAUGGAUGGCAAAGGAUCCAGUCAGAUGAAGGGCUGGAAGCUGACCCAGCAACAGUUUGUAGCUCUGCUUUGGAAGCGGCUGCUUAUUGCCAAGCGCAGCCGAAAGGGCAUUUUUGCCCAGAUUGUUCUCCCUGCCAUCUUUGUUUGCAUUGCUCUUGUGUUCAGUCUGAUUGUUCCUCCCUUUGGAAAAUAUCCCAGCCUAGAAUUGCAGCCAUGGAUGUAUGACCAGCAGUACACAUUUAUCAGCAAUGAUGCUCCAGAAGACAACAGCACUCAAAAACUUUUGAACGCCCUUCUCAACAAACCUGGUUUCGGGACCCGUUGCAUGCAAGGAUACUCCAUUCCAGAUACUCCUUGUUCUGUGGGAGAAGAAGACUGGUCCACAGCUCCAGUGCCUGAGACAGUCAUGGAAAUCUUCCAGAAAGGCAACUGGACAAUGGAGAACCCCACCCCAUCGUGCAUGUGUAGCAACAAGGAGAUCAAGAAAAUGCUUCCAGUGUGCCCCGAUGGGGCUGGUGGCCUGCCUCCUCCUCAGAGAACACAGAACACUACUGAUAUCCUGCAGAAUCUGACGGGGCGCAACAUUUCUGAUUAUCUGGUGAAGACUUAUGCGCAGAUCAUUGGAAAAAGCUUGAAGUAUAAGCAUUGGGUUAAUGAGUUCAGAUAUGGUGGCUUUUCAUUGGGAGCCAGUGGGUCUAUUGUGCUUCCUCGACAUGAAGAAGUCAACGACGCCAUCAGACAAGUGAAGAAAAUCUUGGAAAUUACCAAGGGGGGUGCUGCUGAACGCUUUCUAAACAGCCUCCAGAACUUCAUGAAAGGCCUGGAUACAAGUGAUAAUGUCAAGGUGUGGUUUAACAACAAAGGCUGGCAUGCUAUUGGCGCUUUUCUCAAUGUGAUCAACAAUGCCAUUCUCAGGGCCAACCUGCAAGAUGGAGAGAAUCCAAGCAACUAUGGCAUUACGGUCUAUAAUCACCCACUGAAUCUCACCAAGCAGCAGCUCUCUGAAGUUGCCUUGAUGACCACUUCAGUGGAUGUUUUGGUCUCCAUCUGUGUCAUCUUCGCCAUGUCCUUUGUUCCAGCCAGCUUUGUGGUUUUCUUAAUCCAGGAGCGUGUCAGCAAAGCCAAGCAUCUCCAGUUCAUAUGUGGUGUGAAGCCAGUUAUCUACUGGCUGGCCAAUUUUGUAUGGGAUAUGUGCAACUACGUUGUUCCAGCAACUUUGGUCAUUAUCAUCUUUAUCUGCUUCCAGCAGAAAUCCUAUGUCUCCUCAACCAAUCUCCCAGUGCUGGCACUUCUACUUUUGCUCUACGGGUGGUCCAUAACUCCUCUCAUGUACCCAGCAUCUUUUAUAUUCAAGAUUCCUAGCACAGCAUAUGUGGUGCUGACCAGCAUAAAUCUCUUCAUUGGCAUCAAUGCGAGUGUGAUCACUUUCGUCCUUGAACUGUUCACCAGCGAUAAAUUGAACAACAUCAAUGACAUCCUGAAGUCAGUGUUCCUCAUCUUUCCACACUUCUGCUUGGGGCGUGGCCUGAUUGACAUGGUGAAAAACCAAGCAAUGGCAGAUGCCCUUGAAAGGUUUGGUGAGGAUCGCUUUAUCUCCCCUCUCUCCUGGAACCUAGUGGGGCGGAACCUUUUUGCCAUGGCUAUAGAAGGGGCUGUGUUCUUUCUCAUCACGGUGCUGAUCCAGUAUCGGUUCUUUAUCAAGUCCAGGCCUAUCUAUGCAAAGCUUCCACCGGUGAAUGAAGAGGAUGAGGAUGUGAUUAGAGAAAGGCAGAGGAUCAUCGGUGGUGGUGGGCAGAGCGACAUCUUAGAAAUCAAAGAAUUAACCAAGAUAUACAGAAUGAAACGAAAACCUGCUGUGGAUAGGAUCUGUGUUGGAAUUCCUCCUGGAGAGUGCUUUGGUCUCCUCGGUGUGAAUGGUGCAGGCAAAUCCUCCACUUUCAAGAUGUUGACUGGAGACACUGAUGUUACAGGAGGAGAUGCUUUUCUGAAGGGAAACAGUAUUUUGUCUAACAUCCAAGAAGUCCAUCAGAACAUGGGCUAUUGCCCUCAGUUUGAUGCAAUUCAGGAGCUGCUGACUGGGAGAGAGCACCUGGAAUUCUUUGCACUCUUAAGGGGAGUUCCUGAGAAAGAAGUCUGCAAGGUUGGUGAGUGGGCUGUCCGUAAACUAGGCCUUGUGAAAUAUGCUGAAAAAUACGCUGGCACUUACAGUGGUGGGAACAAGCGCAAGCUGUCUACUGCAAUGGCCCUAAUUGGGGGACCUCCUGUGGUCUUCUUGGAUGAGCCAACUACGGGAAUGGACCCCAAGGCCCGCCGCUUCCUUUGGAACUGUGCCUUGAGCAUCAUCAAAGAGGGAAGGUCUGUGGUCCUUACAUCUCACAGCAUGGAAGAAUGUGAGGCCCUCUGCACUCGAAUGGCAAUCAUGGUGAAUGGGCGGUUCAGGUGCCUUGGUAGCGUCCAGCACCUGAAGAACAGGUUUGGGGAUGGCUACACAAUAGUUGUACGGAUAGGAGGGGCGAACCCUGACCUGGCCCCCGUCCAAGACUUCUUCAAGCUCGCUUUUCCAGGCAGCGUGCUGAAGGAGCAGCAUCGCAACAUGCUGCAGUAUCAGCUCCCGUCUUCUCCGUCUUCUCUGGCCAGGAUAUUUAGCAUCCUCUCCCAGAACAAAAAGAGACUCUGCAUAGAAGACUACUCCGUUUCCCAGACCACACUUGACCAAGUAUUUGUAAACUUCGCCAAGGACCAAAGUGACGAUGACCACACGAAAGACUUGUCAUUGCACAAAAACCAGACUGUGGUAGACGUUGCUGUUUUGACUUCCUUUUUGCAAGAUGAGAAGGUGAAGGAAAGCUGUGUAUGAAUAACCCUUCUCAAAAGGAUGCAAUGGUCGCACUGAGCAGAAGGGGAAAUAUUCAUCCUUUCUGCGCUAUGGAUGGGAUCUUCCCAAGCGGAAACAGACCGAGACCGAGGAGGUGGAGGUGGAAAUAAUAAAUGGGACGUUCCACUGGUAAUCAUUCAAUGCAAUGCAAUUCAAUGCAAACAAAACAAUAUUCCAUUACAGAGGCGGUGCCUCUUGGAGAUGUUGCCUUGUUGUACUGUUCUCUAGUGAAAGACUUGAAUUUAGUUAUUCUUACAUUAUAACUCUGUGAAACUAAUACGGUGCCACUUGCUGCUACGUUGUCUUCUGCCAUACUCCCACUUGUUUCUACUUAGUAUGUUUUAUGUUAAGAAUUACAUAACAAAAAUUCAGAGAUUCAUGGCCAGUGAUUUAUUUAUUCACCAUGCUAAGGCAGACGCAGCCCUUCCACACAGCGAAAGGAACUGCUUGGACACUACAUCAUUGCUGGCAAUGAGUGCAUCGACAGAACCAGUGUCCAGCAGUCACCACCCAAUGUGUUACUAUGGCCUUAUUUAAGUAUUAGCUACUGGCCUAGUUGACCCACACAAGCUUGAGGGGACUUGUAUAAUGACCAUUGGGGGUCUUAACAAUGGGCCAUGAAGCACCCCCUCAGAAUAGGCAUACUUUGAAUUCAAUGUUUCUUAAUGGCUUGUAGAAUUAACUGUUAACCAUCAAAGCAUUUGAGGCAACCUCUGUCCUAAUGGUAUGGUGACCAAUUGCUUAUUCUUCCCCUUUGCUUUUGUUGUGGAGCUAUUGCUGUUUUUAGGUUUCUUUACUUAAGCCUGAUUGUUGAUGUAUCUAUUUCCUUGCAAAAUUACUAUCUGUAGAAAAGACUCAGCAAUCUCUGAAGAGUUCUGCAUCUUUUAUUAUCACAUAUACUAGGGUAUCUGUUUCCUUGCCUUACACAAAAUAUCUAAAUGCACAUAGCAUCAUUUCCAUCAAUUCUGAAAUUUUUCAGUUUCGCUAUCACCACUAUCCUGUUUCCAUAUACUACGUUAAAUCAUGUGAUGGUGACCUCCUACUCUGCACAGCAGAGAUGCUGUUUCAGGGUCUAGUUGAAGUUGGAGAAAGCCCUCCAGAAAAACAGCUGUGGCUCUUCUAAUGUCCUGAGUUUCCAUAGUCCUUUCAUUUCUCUUACUCCUUGGCUAUUAUGUGGCACAUAUGCUGAUCUCCUACUCCAGGUAAGGAUUGACGGUAGGCAUUAGAAGUUGAAUAUGAGGAUGAUGGCCCCAGGCAACUAAUAUAUAGGAUUUUUUAAAAAAAUGGCCCAUUUUUCAAGUGUUUAUUUGGAAAAUUAUAUGGAAACUUUUUUCAGUCAGUCCAGAUGGUAUCUUUAAAUAAAAAGCUAACUGACAGGAGAAACAAAAUGGCUACAAAUAUCUUUUCAUAAUAUUGGAUAACUUUUAGCAGAGAGAAACCAACACUUGUGUUCAUCAGUGCUGGCACUAGUAUUAGAGACAUGUCCCCAGGUCAAGUAAAAUUCUGAAAUUAGUUGCAAUAAGUUCUUUUGAAGUCAGCAGGACAUCAGUCUGAAUCCUGCACACUCUUUUUUGCACCCCACUGUCAAUGACCUGCAAUUUAGCUCAUAUAUAUAAAAUUGUUGGUUAUUCAUGUUGAUAUAAAGAGCACUAAAAAUUGAUUUUACUGUAUACAAAAGCCCAUGUUUUUUGCUUAAGUUUAAAAGAAAGCAAGCAGCUAAUCUUUUCUACAAAUAUAAGUGCUCUGUUUUAGUAUAGUUUUAAAAUGGAUUGGCAAAUUAAACUAACACAAUUCAAAGAGAGGUAAGUGUUAACCAUACAAUCCCUCUUCACAAUAGUAACUCAAAAUAAUUCACCCAGAGUUAAAUGACUGCUGUGUAAGUUUGCAAUGUAAGGCUGAAAUCCUGUGCAUGGUUACCUGGCAGUUACCUCUGCUGAUCACAGUGGGACUUCAAUGCAUUGUACAUCCCAUUGUUUUCAAUGGGGAGCAUUUAAAUCUUUACUUAUCUGUUUCAGUAGAAACAAUGGUUUCUAGAAGUGCUUCUUGCUAAGAAUGGAGAUCCAGGCUGGGUUUGUUCCACACAAAAUACUAGUAAAUCACUGUAUACAAGUUUUCCUUUGUAUCAAAUAUGGGUUAGCCAAAAUUAUCCUCAUUGCUAUCUAUGGUAUAAUAUAAAACCACUGGUCAAAGAACUGAGCUGGGAAUAUUUACUACAUGUAUGUGAUAAAAUUGCUGUAUCCUUCUGCAGUAUUUGUAAUACUGUAAAGGCAGUUUCCCAUGAAUAUAUUUUUUACAGAAG